CAUAUGAUUUCUGUACAAGCAUUGCAACAACAAUGUCGAUCAUCUCCUUUUUCGGCCGCAGAGGAAGUAAAGGCGACCUGUGGGAUCCUUUUGAUGGUGUCCCUUUUGCUGCAUCUCCGUUCACCAGUGCUCAAGUGGAUUGGAAGGAGACUCCAGAUGCACACAUAUAUAUUGCCGAUUUCCCGGGGAUGAAAAAGGAUGAGGUGAAGGUCGAGGUGGAGGAGGAGAAGUUGCUCAAGAUAAGCGGCCAAAGGACGAGGGAGGCUGAAGAGAAAAAUGAUAAGUGGCAUCGUAUCGAACGCAGCUCUGAUCAGAUUUUUCGAACCAUUAAAUUGCCACCGAAUGUGAAUACUAGCAAAGUGAAAGCAGCGCUGCAAAAUGGAGUUCUUACAGUUACAGUUCCUAAAGAUCAAGACAUGAAGGCAGUUGGAAGGUUCAUUGAGAUAUCAGGUUGAAGUUCAUGAAUGUAAUAAAUAACAACUACAUCUUCACAUAUAUAUAGAUAUAGAUAUAUAUAAUAUGAAUAAGAUCAUGAUAUAUGUAAUAUAUGAUAUGAAUAAGAUCAUGAUCAUCUUCCUAGUCUAA
Messenger RNA from Dioscorea cayenensis subsp. rotundata (Guinea yam), 585 nucleotides. RefSeq names its product class I heat shock protein-like. Bases 33 to 455 code for a protein of 140 amino acids. The record is from RefSeq and is a predicted model, not a curated record. Lineage: Eukaryota; Viridiplantae; Streptophyta; Magnoliopsida; Dioscoreales; Dioscoreaceae. Gene Ontology annotation, biological process: protein folding; response to heat; protein complex oligomerization. The transcript has a single exon.